This is a messenger RNA of Danaus chrysippus (African queen), 1467 nucleotides long. The record is from the annotation of a GenBank genome assembly. NCBI's taxonomy places the organism in Eukaryota, Metazoa, Arthropoda, Insecta, Lepidoptera, Nymphalidae.
AUGGACGAGGAGGAUCCGGUUGUCCAAGAGAUCCCGGUCUAUCUAUCACAAGCGCUUGCAGAGCAUUUGUAUAUAUAUCAAUACCCGGUCAGACCGGCGAAUAGGGAUUGGAAAGAUAUCAAAGUUAUAAAUGCCUCUAUAAAACCAAAAAAUCAACUUGUGCGAAUGGAAAUCGGUCUGGACACGUAUAGUGAAAAGUAUUGUCCUUCCAAAGGCGAACAGAUAGCAUUGAAUACUGAUGGACCACAGGAAUCAAAAUAUAUUAAAGAUAAAGAAAAAGAGAGAUCUCAGUAUUUUAGAAAUGGUAUAAUGGACAAGAUUGUGUAUGAGAGCAGCUCACCGUGUUUAGAAACGAAGCAUUAUGCUGUAGCUAUACUACAGGAUAAAGAAUUACAUUGUACACCUAUAAAAGGUAUUUGUCAGCUAAGGCCGUCAUAUUCAUAUUUUGAUAAGCAAGAUAAAAGGAAGGUUGACAAGAGCAAAGCUGAGAAUUCAGAUGACGAGGAAAAAGAAUCCGAACCACAACAGGUGACUGUAAAGUUCUCAAGAACGGAAACGGAUGUUGCGAAGAAAGCGAGGGAAAAAUCAUACGAAUCUAUUUCACAGAAGAUAGCUAAUGAACCCUGGUAUGAUGCAUUCUGGAGAAAAUUGGAUGAUGAUCAUGCUGAUUUGGAGCGUCUAAAAUUAUUCAGCUCGACAACAUCAGAUGGGUCAGCUUUAACAUUGGGUGCAACUGAGUAUAUAAGCACAUUGGUACCUUCACUCACUGACGAAGCUGAAAUGACACCAGUUAAGAAGAUCUCUUUACAGGAUCAGAUUAAGGAAAUCUUGUUAAAUGCUAAGUUAAUGACGUUCACCGAGCUCCGUUCAUUAGUUCAUACAGAUGAGGGUAGUUUAGUGAGUGAGAGCGCCCUCCUCACAGCGCUAGGUGGCGCUGCGUGUUGUGUACGAGGAUUAUGGACCGCUCGCUCGCAACAGAUGUACACACGACCGGCUCCCGCGCCGCCUAGGCUUAUGUGCGCGGCUAGAGAUCACGUGCUCUACUUAUUCACUCAACACUCGUACGUUGACCGUCGGAAAAUACAAGCGGCUGUACGUUUACCGGCUCAGGAAGUAUUGGAAAUACUCCGUUCAGUAGCAAAGUUGAAUCCACAGACUGGAUGGGAACUUCUUCUACCGCCGGAUUCAGCAUUCGAAGCAAAAUAUCCCGAGGUUAUUCAGAGACAGAACUUGUAUUGGGAGGCAUGCCAGCGGCAGUUUAACGAGAUGCUGAUAGGCGAAAACCUUCCGAAGCGACAAAGAAAAAAAUCCCAAAGGGAUUCAAUAAGUUCGGAUUCUAUGUUGAGCCCUAGACCGAGGAAUUACAGUGUUAGUGAGGAAGACGAUAGGAAAAGGAAGAUCAAAAUGACAUCAGCUCCUAAAAGGACUAGAAAUAUGAGUUCAAGUAGUGCCCAGGACGCGACGUGA